Lingula anatina is the source of this 4627-nucleotide messenger RNA. RefSeq lists its product as uncharacterized. Lineage: Eukaryota; Metazoa; Brachiopoda; Lingulata; Lingulida; Lingulidae. Gene Ontology annotation, molecular function: chitin synthase activity. Gene Ontology annotation, biological process: chitin biosynthetic process. The record is from RefSeq and is a predicted model, not a curated record. Gene Ontology annotation, cellular component: cell septum; cell periphery.
AUGGGCAUUCCUAAGCUCGGCUACAUCAGUGUUCUGAUAUCCAUGGUUGCGUCCCCAUUAGUUGUAUUCAUACCUCUGUGCAGUAAGGAGACAUUGGCUUUUAUUGAGAGAUACACUCCUGACCAGACACUAGGGGGUGUCAUACGUAGAUGGCUGGUGGGCAGCCUAUCGCCCAACUGUGAUCCCAACAAUCCCGAGCACCUUUGGGCUCAGGUUGGGCUGUAUAUCGCCCUUCUCCUCUCUCAUCUUUUUCUAAAUAGACAUGUGUGGAAUUCUCUUGGAAAAACUGCCAUACCCUCCUUGAAAUGGAUAUUCAUCCAGCCUCUGUACUGCGGUAUUCUCCUUGAGCAGUCGUUCAUGUUUCGCAGACGACUACCAAAAGAUGUUGAUGUUGAUGGGAACGAUGUGGAUGCUGUCGAGGAUGUUGCACACAUCCCUUCCUGUGAAGAUGGGAGUGAUGUUGAUUCUGCCGAGGAUGUUGCACACAUCCCCACCGGUGAAGAUUCAGGGAAAAAGAAACCGAUGGUAUACGCUUGUGGAACCAUGUGGCAUGAAUCCGAGAUUGAAAUGCGACAAAUGCUUGCCAGCAUUAUAAGACUCGAUAGCGCUGUCAAAAAGGAAGAUUCUAUCUUCGACUAUGAGACACACAUAAUGUUCGACGAUGCUUUCACGUAUACUAUUGAAAACAUGAAGGCAACCAAAGACGCCAGCUCCCGUAAAGAUGCACCCGAUCCUAGGAGUUCAACCCAUGGAACUAAAGAAGAAGUCAAAACCCAAUACAAACGAAGGAUUGUGAACAACUACGUUAACAGUUUUUUCCGAAUAACACUUGAGGACGUAUUCAGGCAAGAUGUUGAUCAUGAAAUUGUAGAAAGGGUCAUGAAGGAAAUUAGCAAAGCAACCCGAUCUUCAGAUGAAGAACACAGUCAAACAGAACCAAAAACACCCGCGACUGAAACAAAUGCUGGGCAUAAAGCAGCUUGGGAGGAUAGAAGAUCGGUAUCAAAAAGUUCAUGUGGCACUGUACAGAUGCAAACAUCCACGUCUGUACAUGUAAAUGGCAAUACACACAACCCAGCAACCUGCCUCAAAGUUACCAGGACGCCAUAUGGUGGAAGACUUGAAAUUAAGAUGAAUAAUACUACCUUGUAUGUCCAUUUAAAGGAUAAAGAUAAAAUUCGACACCGAAAACGAUGGAGCCAGGUGAUGUACAUGUACUACCUCCUGCAGUAUAACACAAACCCGAAGAACCCAGACAAAAAACACGAUGAAAAUGACCUGGACAACGUGUAUUUGCUGGCUCUGGACGGAGAUGUUGAUUUCCACGCAGAUGCCUUGACCAGCUUGGUGAAAGAGAUGGCGUCAGACAAGAAACUGGGAGCUGCCUGUGGACGAAUCCAUCCAAUCGGCAGCGGACCUAUGGUAUGGUACCAGAAAUUCGAGUACGCCAUUGGUCACUGGUUACAGAAGAGCGCAGAACAUGUUCUUGGAUGCGUUCUGUGCAGUCCUGGCUGUUUUAGUUUGUUUCGCGGAAAGGCAGUGAUGGAAGUGAUAGACAUCUACUCCCAGCGACCAAAGAGAGCAAUCGACUAUCUACAAUUUGAUCAAGGAGAAGACCGUUGGUUGUGUACCCUCUUGCUUCAAAACGGCCGGAGCAUCAAAUACUGUGCGGCCUCUGAUGCUUGGACCUAUGCGCCGGAAACAUUCUCAGAGUUCUACAACCAACGGCGACGGUGGAGCGUGUCAACGAUUGCCAACUUGUACGACUUGAUAUCUAACGGCUGGGAAACCUCCACCGUAAACGAUAACAUAACGUUUGGUUUUAUCUUGUACCAAGCUCUUCUUCUGGUAUCAUCUUUGCUUGGUCCUGCCACAGUUCUAAUGGCCAUAUCAACGUCCAUUACGACCCUCUUAAUACCAAACCUGAGCAACGACACUGCAGGCUCUUUUGUAACCAACGGAAUUAUCCUCCUCCCAAUUAUAUUCUACAUCUGGGUUUCAUUUACACAAACCAAGAAUGUUCAGCUGAACGUAGCAGCGAUUCUCAGCGGUAUUUAUGCACUUCUCAUGAUAGCCACACUCGUUGGGAUAAUAGUGGAAGUGGGCACAAACAUUGCGAGUAUGUCAUCUCUUAUCUUUUUAACCCUGGUGGCACUUUUUGUUACAACGGCACUUCUACACCCAAAAGAGCUCUUCUGUGUUUUGUACGGACUUUUUUAUUUCAUAGCCGUUCCAUCUAUGUACGUAUUCUUAACAAUUUACUCAAUUUCCAAUCUCAACGACGUGUCAUGGGGAACAAGAGAAAUCCCAAAAAUUGUCCAUGAUAGUGAAGGAGGUGUGCCUCGGAAAGUUACUCAAGGCAGUGAAGAUGAAUUUAACUGUGAUUCUUUUUUUGGCUGUAUAUGUCGCUGUAGAAAAAAAGACGAAAGCCAAAAGCAAAACGAACCCCCCAGCCAAGCAUCACCGAAGCAGGCAAAAGCUGAGAAGGAUUCUGGUUUGCUUCCACAAAAAGCAAAGAAAUGGACGAGAGUCAGAGAAUUGAUAUUCGAGGAAUUCACAUGGACCAGCGCCUUCAGUACGCAUAUGUGGCACAAGGAAACCAAAACAACCAUAAACUUAAAAGAGCAAAACAAUUACGAGUACACUUUCUGGAAGCACCUGAUAAAGUUCCGUCUUGAGCCCAUAGACAAAAACGCCGAUGAAGAGACACUGAAAAAAGAUUUAAAAACACUGCGCAACAACUCCAUGACAUUUGUAAUCUUUUGCAACGCUGUCUGGAUAGCUUUUACGAUCCUCAUACAAAGUCAGUCUGAUAUAUUUAUUCGUUGGCAUGACCACAAUGGCUACGAACAAAAGUCAGACGUCUUAAGCCUUUUGUUUCUCAGUUUAUUCAUUCUGGUGACUAUCAUACAGUUUAUUUGUAUGCUUUGGCACCGAUUUUGGACUCUUAUCCUCUACAUAUCGACAGCAGCCUCUUCGUUGAAAUUUGGCAAAAACAGAGUUCACCCUUUGAAUAAUAGUGGUGAUAAUGCUGGUUCAGGAACCUCUGAAAAUAGAAGCGGUGACUGUGAAACUGAUAGCGUGGAUAACAAUGUUGGAGUGGAGAAUGGAAGAGCGAUACCUCCUUCUGCAGGUGAUUCUGAGACUAGGCAGGCCUUCGAUGAGGCGUCGCCUUCAUUCUGUAAUACAUCUGACAAGAAAGAUGCUUCGUUGCUUGACUCCCCACUUCACGCUGAAACCUCGCAUUCAGGUGCAACACAUCCGACCUACGGAACAAACCUGAUAAAGUCACUGCAACCCAAAGAUCCGAACAACACAGCUUCCGAGUUGGCCGCAAAUGACAAGUUGGCGCCCCAAACUUCACAGAACGUUUCAGAUCCCGUGAAACCAUUACCGCCAUUACAAGUUGGUCAUAACACGCCACCGAUUAAACAGCAGAGUGAUCCUCAACAAACUGGGAUUAAGCACGUGAACCAUGUCAAUGAACUUACUGAGGUGGAGGAAAACAUUUUAAGCUCUAGGGAUCUUGCUGCUUAUACCAGUCCAGAGGGAAGUAGCACUACAAUGUCAGGUUUGCCUGCUCACGGGAAAAGAAUGUCUCCAGGCACAAAUCAGCAAUCAGCAACUAACGUUCUGUUCUUUGAAGAAGAAAGCGGAGGAGCACAACCUUCUGGCAUUUUAAAGCCUGAUAACAUUCCCCAAAAUUCAGUGCCAAAUAAUGUUGACUACUCCAACCAAACCAAUCAAGUAAAUGCUCCAGAUAAUCUGAAAGAUGCAGGCACUGCAGACGACACCACUUCAAUAGAAUCCUUAUCCGUACCAGGUGUAUCCGUAGAUACGAACAGCACGGUACCUUUGUUGGAUGCAAACGACAAAGCUUCGAAAAAUGUGACGCCUAACCAUCCUCCCCCAAAAACCUUGUUUCACAAUUUUGACUACGCUGUCCAGGCGGAUGCAGCGCAAGUAAAUGCUUCAUAUGAUGUAAAAGAUGCGGGCUCGGCACAUCCGACGCACGGCACCACUCUGAUAGAACCCUUACCCCAAGCCUUGCCUGUAGAGCUGAACAACACGGCAUCUUGGUCAGACGCAAAUGGGAAGCCAGCACUUCAACAUCCUGAACCCCUCCAUGCAGCACUCAGUACUCAGUCAGAAAGUUUAACUUACGAGUUUGCUUCAAGAAAUGUGGUGUCAGCACCGCCACUACAAGAACGGUGCGUUACUGAGGGGGAGGAAGAGUUCCUCAUUUCCACAGGCCCUACAUCUGACAUGCCAAUAGAUAAACACAUGCAUUCAUGGGUUAGUGACACGAAUAUACAGGAACCGACGGCAACUCACCAAAAUGUAGGUGAACAAACAAUCAAAAAGAAAAGAAGAAGGAAGAAACGAAAAACUAUAGUGAACGAACAACAAAAUGACUGUGGUCCCUCCUAUGAACAAGCUCCCGCAGAAAUUAAUAACGAAAACAAUGAAUUUCAAUUGAGCGAUCAUACAGCUCCACAGACUUUUAACUAAACACCUUAUUACCGUUUUGUUCACUUUCAUUUCCAUAUUUAUCCCGGGGAGAUCAACCUUGAGUAGAAGCAAGGUAAUAAAGACUUAGCGUGCGAAUAAUGUAGUUAUGCUUAAA